GAAAACGCAAAUAGAACCGGCAGUUAAAGCAAGUGUGCUGGCCAAAUGGUGAAGUUCUGGAGUGGGAAAGCAGACUCGGGAAAGGAGGAACGCUACGCAGAUGAUCAAGAGCAAAAAGGGCACAAGAGCAGACUUUGUGAAGCCGACUCCAGCAAAGAGAAGGAGUUCUAUUUCUGCCAGCCAGACCCAGUCUCCAGUGCUGGUCCCCCUGAUGGCAGUUUGUACAACCCUCUGAAACCUGCCAAGCUGGACGCCACAGAUUUGCACGACUGCACUUUGGCCGCCACUGUGCCUCCCUCGGAGCUGUUGAACCAUGCAGUCCAAGCCUGUGACACAGGCAUUCAUGAAGAGCAGUAUGUAAGCGAAGCAGUGGAAGAUGAUGUGCCAGACUGCAGAGAGUACAGAGAUGCCUGCACCAUUACUGAUGUGUGCAAUAGUACCAAUCUUCCUGAAGUUGAAAUCAUCAGUCUACUGGAAGAACAGCUGCCUCAUUAUAAGCUAAGAGCAGAUACAAUCUAUGGUUAUGACCACGACGACUGGCUUCAUACUCCUCUCAUUUCUCCUGAUGCAAAUAUCGACUUAACAACUGAGCAAAUAGAAGAGACCUUGAAAUACUUCCUUUUAUGUGCUGAAAGAGUGGGCCAGAUGACUAAGACAUACAAUGACAUAGAUGCUGUUACACGUCUGCUUGAAGAGAAAGAACGGGACUUAGAAUUAGCUGCUCGGAUUGGCCAGUCACUUUUAAAGAAGAACAAAUCACUGACAGAAAGAAAUGAGUUCCUUGAGGAGCAAGUAGAACACAUAAGGGAGGAGGUUUCUCAGUUACGGCAUGAGCUUUCCAUGAAAGAUGAGCUGCUCCAGUUCUAUACCAGUGCUGCUGAAGAAAGCGAGCCAGAGUCCAUCUGUUCCACCCCGCUGAAGAGGAACGAAUCUUCCUCCUCUGUCCAGAACUACUUUCACUUGGAUUCUCUUCAGAAGAAGCUCAAGGACCUUGAAGAAGAGAAUGUUGUGCUUAGAUCUGAGGCCUGUCAACUGAAGACUGAAACAAUCACUUAUGAAGAGAAAGAACAACAGCUUGUCAAUGACUGCGUAAAAGAGCUAAGGGAUGCAAACAUACAGAUAGCCAGUAUCUCCGAAGAGUUAGCAAAGAAAACUGAAGAUGCUGCCCGGCAGCAGGAAGAAAUCACCCAUCUGCUCUCCCAGAUUGUCGAUCUGCAGAAAAAGGCAAAAGCUUGUGCAGUUGAAAAUGAAGAACUUGUUCAGCAUUUGGGAGCAGCUAAAGAUGCCCAGAGACAGCUCACAGCAGAGUUGCGUGAGCUGGAAGACAAGUAUGCAGAGUGCAUGGAAAUGCUUCAUGAGGCUCAAGAAGAGCUGAAAAACCUUAGGAACAAGACUAUGCCAAAUGCUGUUUCACGUCGGUACCACUCCCUCGGCCUCUUCCCUAUGGAUUCUUUGGCAGCAGAGAUAGAAGGGUCAAUGAGGAAGGAGCUGCAUCUAGAUGAACCUGACUCUCCUGACUUGGCCCAUCAGAAGCGGGUCUUCGAGACAGUGAGAAAUGUAAACCAAGUUGUCAAGCAAAGAUCUAUGACUCCAUCACCAAUGAAUAUCCCAGGCUCCAACCAGUCUUCUGCGAUGAACUCGCUCAUUUCCAGCUGUGUCAGCACUCCACGUUCCAGUUUCUAUGGGGGAGACAUCUCUAACAUUGUGAUAGACAACAAGACCAACAGCAUCAUCCUAGAGACAGACUCUGAGAAUGGAAAUGAAGACAGAAUGAAGAAGCCUGGAACUCCAGGGACACCAGGCUCCAGUGACCUAGAGACUGCCCUUCGCAGGCUGUCCCUUAGGCGGGAGAAUUACCUCUCGGAGCGGAAGUUCUUUGAAGAGGAGCAGGAGAGGAAGUUGCGGGAGCUGGCAGAAAAGGGUGAACUCCGUAGUGGUUCCGUUACUCCCACAGAAAGCAUCAUGUCUCUGGGAACUCACUCCAGAUUUUCAGAAUUCACUGGAUAUUCAGGAAUGUCUAUCAGCAGUCGCUCCUACCUACCAGAAAAGCUUCAGAUUGUGAAACCACUAGAAGGUUCUGCCACUUUGCACCACUGGCAGCAGCUGGCUCAGCCUCACUUGGGUGGGAUCCUGGACCCGAGGCCCGGGGUUGUCACUAAGGGCUUCAGGACCCUGGACCUCGACCUGGAUGAAGUGUACUGCCUUAAUGACUAUGAGGAAGAUGAGACAGGUGACAUUUCUUACAAGGGCCUAACUACCUCGACGCCAGUUCAGCACACAGAGACCUCAGGUGAGAGGUCACAAGCACAAGUGACUGUUUCAGACAACAAGAAUAACCCCCGCCAGUCUCAGGCUUUCACAGAGGAGGUGCCGGAGUCCGCGGCUGACGAUGAUGAGGGGUCUGUACCUCAUCCUGGGAAGUGCAUGUCACAAACCAACUCCACCUUCACCUUCACCACCUGCCGCAUUCUGCACCCUUCUGAUGAGCUCACACGAGUCACACCAAGCCUUAACGCAGCACCUACUCCAGCUUGUGGCAGCGUUAGCAACUUGAAAGGCACCCCUGUGGCUACUCCCUGUACUCCUCGGCGUCUGAGUUUGGCCGAAUCCUUCACAAACCUGCGGGAAUCCACGACGACAAUGAGCACAUCUCUGGGGCUGGUGUGGCUGCUGAAGGAAAGGGGCAUCUCGGCAGCGGUGUACAAUCCGCAGAGCUGGGACAGAGCCAGCAAAGGCACCCUCCUGAACACGUAUUCCCCUAAGAUGGCAAUCAUUCCUUCCACUCCACCAAACUCACCUAUGCAGACACCUUCUUCUUCCCCUCCGUCUUUUGAGUUCAAGUGCACCAGCCCACCUUAUGACAACUUCUUGGCUUCGAAGCCUGCUAGUUCCAUCUUGAAGGAGGUGAGGAAUAAAAAGAACAUCAGGAACAGCGAGAGUCAGACCGACGUGUCUGUCUCCAACCUUAAUCUUGUGGACAAGGUCAGGAGGUUUGGUAUUGCCAAAGUUGUGAGUUCAGGGCAAGCGCCAGCUCCUCCUUUAACUGAUGACCAGGGACCUCUUGUCUGUGGGGCACAAGGACAAGGGAGGGCACUUGUUCCCAGAGGCCUGGCACCAGACACUCUCCCGCUGGGCUGUCCUGCUGUGACCAGUGCCAUUGGGGGCAUCCAGCUGAACACUGGCAUCCGAAGGAACCGGAGUUUCCCCACCAUGGUGGGUUCCAGCAUGCAGAUGAAAGGCCCGACAUCCCUCACCUCGGGGAUCCUCAUGGGAACCAAGCUCCCAAAGCAAACUAGCUUACGAUGAAGGACUUUUAUUUUUACAGCUAGUCUUUUUAAAUGGAAAUACUCAGAUUCUUUCUCUGGUCCUCUUUUCCUUUCCCCACCUCUUCAUUGCCUCUUGAGUUUGACAAAUCAACUUCGUGCCUAACGGGAGAAAUGUGUAAACUUUGUAUAAAUGUGUAAAUACGUACCAGUUCUAUUGGAUUAUUUUACGGUUUGAUUGAGUGCAAAAGGCUCUACAUUACGAUUGCUGUAUUAGGGUUAACUUGCUAACCUUUUGAAAAGGUUUUUUAAGAUGCACUGAAAAAAAAACAAGUACAAAAGAA
This is a messenger RNA of Lagopus leucura (white-tailed ptarmigan), 3607 nucleotides long. RefSeq names its product trafficking kinesin protein 1 (gene TRAK1). Gene Ontology annotation, cellular component: dendrite. The transcript has 17 exons. Gene Ontology annotation, molecular function: GABA receptor binding. Gene Ontology annotation, biological process: neurogenesis; anterograde axonal transport of mitochondrion; endosome to lysosome transport. The record is from RefSeq and is a predicted model, not a curated record. Lineage: Eukaryota; Metazoa; Chordata; Aves; Galliformes; Phasianidae. The coding region runs from base 46 to 3306 and encodes 1086 amino acids.